AGCAACAACCGUCGUCGUCGUUGCCCACGAUGAAGGUCCUCAGCAAGGAAGAGGAGGCGGCGCACUACAAGGUCGUCGUCAAGGGCGGCCUCAUCGGCGGUGCCGCCGGCCUGGCCCUCGGCCUCGGCGGCGUCGUCCUGGGCUCGCGCCGCUACCCGGCCUUCCGCGGGCUCACGCUCCCCUUCCGCACCUUCCUCGUCACCUCGUCGGCGACGUUUGGCGCCAUCGUCAAGGCCGACCGCGACAGCACCAAGUUCCAGCGCUCCCAGGACCCCAUGAGCACGUACCGCGACGCCAGCCAGCGCGCCCAGCAGGUCAUUCGCGACAACGAGUCGGCCUACGAGCGCUUCAUGGGCUGGGGCCGCGAGAACCGCUACAGCAUCGUCUUCGCCUCGUGGAUCGCCAGCAUGGGCAUCGCCCUCGCCAUCGUCGGCCGCGCACCCAUGAGCACCUCGCAGAAGCUCGUCCAGGCCCGUGUCUACGCCCAGGGGCUGACCCUCGCCGUGCUCGUCGUCUCCGCUGCGUUUGAGAUGAACGACGCCAAGCGCGGCAGCGGCCGCUGGGAGACGGUCAUGGUCCUCGACCCCAACGACCCCGAGCACAAGCACCUCAUCGAGAAGAAGAUCCACAAGGAGGAGUACGAGGGUCAAGACCUGUGGAAGGACAUGGUCGAGGCUGAGGAGCGCCGGUUGGCCGCCAAAAAGACCAGCGCGGACUCAAACAAGGCAUAAGCAGGAGACGCCUGCUCGCACCCUAUAUGAAAAUCCAUCCAUAAAAGCCUCUUCGUAAGACGAGCCACACGCUCACAGAUCCAAUGGCAUUGCCCACCAGCCGAAGCGAGAACGCUGCGUAGCAGCAAGCAUACAACAUCUCCCCUAUACCAAACCCCCCGCUUUCCCCGGGCGAACGGCUCGCAAACAUGACCGCACUUGCAGUUGCAUAUCGCCGUUUUUGGACACGGCUUUACACGGGACCCGUUUUUGUUCAACGACCGCUUGUAUACCUAUGUACAGAAGCGGAGAGCUGGCAAAGAGACAAAAGAGGUCUCGGGCCGGGAAGAGAAGCUCCCCUGUACAUUGUACAAUAAAUACUUCUACGAAUCUAACGAAUAGCAUUUUCCAGC
Messenger RNA from Purpureocillium takamizusanense, 1123 nucleotides. RefSeq names its product Replication factor C, subunit RFC4 (gene RCF2). The coding region runs from base 30 to 731 and encodes 233 amino acids. The record is from RefSeq and is a predicted model, not a curated record. Gene Ontology annotation, cellular component: mitochondrial inner membrane. Lineage: Eukaryota; Fungi; Ascomycota; Sordariomycetes; Hypocreales; Ophiocordycipitaceae. Gene Ontology annotation, biological process: mitochondrial respiratory chain complex IV assembly. The transcript is spliced from 2 exons.